Molecule: messenger RNA, 1554 nt
Organism: Zychaea mexicana
Lineage: Eukaryota; Fungi; Mucoromycota; Mucoromycetes; Mucorales; Lichtheimiaceae
Product: ANTH domain-containing protein
Exons: 8
Coding region: 1-1554 (517 amino acids)
Biological process (GO): vesicle budding from membrane; clathrin coat assembly; clathrin-dependent endocytosis
Cellular component (GO): clathrin-coated pit; clathrin-coated vesicle
Molecular function (GO): phosphatidylinositol-4,5-bisphosphate binding; SNARE binding; 1-phosphatidylinositol binding
Source: RefSeq, a predicted model, not a curated record
AUGGAGACUGCCAUCAGAAAGGCAACACGUCUAGAGUACCAACCUCCGAAAAGAAAGCAUUUAGACACUCUAGUGUCUUUAACUCACCAAGACCCUGCCAGUGUUGGUAGCAUUAUGCACGCUCUCGGAAAACGCUCAAAAGAGAACUCUUGGAUUAUUGCAUACAAGAUUCUUAUUAUCAUCCAUGUACUAAUUAGAGAAGGGAAUGGCCACUAUGUCAUCGACUACAUGUACAACAAUCCCGGUAUUAUGGAAACCCGUGUUCGUGACAACAAAUCCUCCACACACGCGCAAAUGCAAAAUAUUGGCAUUUACAAGGGCUAUUUGGCCAGUAAGGUGCAAAUAUAUGGAGAGACAAGAGUUGAUCAAGUGAAAAACGCCGGUCACCACAAGGCUGGCAGACUUCGGCAUUUGUCGGUUUCGAAUGGGUUGCUUAAGGAAACCGAAGUGUUACAAAACCAAAUUACUUCAAUUGUGAAUUUCAAGCUUAAUAUACAUGGUGUAGAUGCGGAUAUUAGUCUAAUGGCAUUUCGACUUGUCCUUGAAGAUCUGUUGGGAGCCUUCCAAGCACUCAAUGAAGGCAUUGUAAACAUUUUGGAGCAUUAUUUUGCCAUGAGCAAACCAGACGCUCGAAGGUCACUCGACAUUUAUAAGCGGUUCGCCAAACAAACAGAAGAUACGCAUAGCUACCUCGAUCACGCGAAACGAUUCGAAAACGAUAUGCACAUGAGCAUUCCUACAAUGAAACAUGCACCUCUUUCGUUAGCAGCAGCAUUGGAAGAAUAUUUGAAUGAUCCGGAUUUCGAGUCACAGCAGAAUGCUACUUCGCAGUCUAAGCAGCAACCCAAAAGUAGCGCCACUUCUCUGCAGCAGCAGCAGCAGCAGCAACAACAACAACAACAACAGCAAACAUCCACUUCAACUCCUCCUCACACACAGAACAACAACAAUGCUACACAGCCACCAGCAGCGACGACGAUAGAUUCUCAAAAACAGCUUAUCGAUUUCUUUGGAAGUAUUGAAAACGAGCAAGCGACAGUUUUCCAUCCACAGCCAACAGGGGCUACUACGAACAGCAUGUCAUAUAUGCCAUCAUCACAAUCAACAGGUGGCCUGUUUCCGCCUGUACAGCAGCCACAAGCUACAGGCAGCAUCAGCAACCCAUUCCGAUCAUCCACUUUACCUAUUGGAAUGCCUUCACAGCUGACUGGUGGGCCGCUCUCUGCACAGCCUACUGGAGGUAGUCAAUCAAACCCGUUCCGAACACCAUCGCAUACUCAGAGCAUGUUCAUACCGCAGCAAACGACUGGUUGGUCAUCGGCCUCAUCAGCACAGCAAUACUCGUUCCAGCAACCUCUCCAACAACAACAACAGCAAUUCCAGAACCCUGUGAUGACAGGCGCGUCAUCCUUUAGCACGUUCCCACAACAACAACAACAACCGCAACCUCAGUUUCAGCCGCAUCAACAAGCACAACAACAACAACAACAGCCGUUUAAUACUAACAUCUUUGUUGCUCCCCAGGCAACGGGCUCACACAACCCGUUCCUUUAG